AUGAACAAAGUCGAAGUAGCUAUGGAGAAAGAAGGGUCAACAGUUCCAAACAAGGAGGAACAAAAGUCGACUCAAAUCCAUGAUGAUUACAAGAAUCCUGGUGCUGUUGCUGAAUGGGAGGAAUUUUUAAAAUCGACUCACUACAGCGCAACUCUUCCAGCAGGAUAUCUCAAAGUUGAAAAACCCCAAGGAGACCCAAAAUUUUGCAUUCGAAGUUCCCUUCCUCCCUUGGAGACGGAAGCUCGCUGUGCAACUCUCAUUGCACAGUUCCAUUCCUUCAAGGGCAUUCCCCAGCAAACCCAACUCCGCGUCUCCGAUCUUGCCUACUACAACCUCGCACAUGACACUGUUGAGACCGAAGUCUGGCGUGGACUUCUCAACUUUCGUAAACCUGACGCGACAUACCUCAGAGGGGAUUCUCAAUCUCAAAAUUGCGGAGAUAGCUCCUUGGAAGAUCGUCCUGCUAGGGAGAGCUGGCACCCGGUCUUCGGUCACUUGGUUCGUCCUAUUCCUCGGGAACCAAGCCUUUGGAGCUGGGGAUCCGAAGACGAUCUUGCGGCUUUUCGCUGCGAGGGUACUGCUGCAAGACUCACGCGUGCACCUACUUUUGGUAGUAGCACUGCUUCAGAUCGCGAAUGGGUUAACAAUGUUCUCAAUGGUUACCUCAAUGUCUCGGAUGAGUGGAUCGUACAUGAUGAGACUGAAUCACCUUCUCGUGGUCGUUCGGAGAGCGUUAUUAGUAAUUGCUCGGCCCUUAUCAAUCAUGAUCAUGAGUGUACUGCUCCAUCUAACCUCUUCUCCACCUCUCCUGCCAUUAGUCUUGGUCCUGCCCCAGCUGCAACGGGUAUCGAAUAUACUGGUCCCAAUCCUUCGGCAACCCUGGAUCAGCGACUUGACGAUCAUGCAGAUGCCCCUCUCGCCAGCGACGAGGAAGAUAUGGAGAGUGCUAGCCCUCGCAGAACUGAGCGUCCCUACCUCAUUAUCUUCAUCAUCGUCAUCAUCUGCUUCGUUGCCGGCUCAAUUGCUACUAUCAUUGGAGCAUUUGUUUUCGCUGCCAGAAGAGGUAUUCUUUAG
This is a messenger RNA of Botrytis porri, 1074 nucleotides long. RefSeq lists its product as uncharacterized. The record is from RefSeq and is a predicted model, not a curated record. Lineage: Eukaryota; Fungi; Ascomycota; Leotiomycetes; Helotiales; Sclerotiniaceae. Bases 1 to 1074 code for a protein of 357 amino acids. The transcript is spliced from 3 exons.